Messenger RNA from Solanum pennellii, 961 nucleotides. RefSeq lists its product as uncharacterized. The record is from RefSeq and is a predicted model, not a curated record. Bases 86 to 961 code for a protein of 291 amino acids. The transcript has a single exon. NCBI's taxonomy places the organism in Eukaryota, Viridiplantae, Streptophyta, Magnoliopsida, Solanales, Solanaceae.
GGACGUAAAUAUGUAAGUGGAGGCGACAACAGAUGCACCAGUAACCGAAAAAAAAGUUGAGACCUUUGUUCCGCCAACUUUACUCAUGGAUUCUGACCAAGAGAGUAUAGGAAGACGAGAUGGAGAUACCACAUCAAAUGAAAGUGUAACAAGAUCUUCUAAGACUUCAGAAUAUUCCCCUUCCAUCUCGACUACCUCGUCAGAUGGUUCUUCGGAUGAUUACAUCCAAGUGGUUCCAAAAACAAUAUUCACCUCAGCCUCAUCAGGUGUAGCAUCUUCCAAAUCUCAUUCUGAUGCAAAACUUCUAUCUCAAAGUGUUACAUGUAAUCAAUUGAAUGAAUCCUCGAAAACGACGUCUACAAGUUCCACCUCACAGGUUUCAGAUGUCACUAAUGAAUCUGAAUUCUCGACGAUAUCACAAUCUCCUUCUAUACAGGUGAUGGAAAGGGAGGCAGGUUUUGAUCCCAAUAGAAUUCCCUCAUCCAUUUUUGGGAGUAAGGCUUCAUCCUCUAAGGUUUGGAGCGCUGCUUCUAUUGAAUCAUUGUUCAGUAUACACAGUCCUGGAAGUGGUAGUUCUGCAAGGAAUGAUAUUGCGAUGACUGAUGGAGAUUUGAAAAGGGACAGAAAACGAGACAAUGGUGCAGAAGUAGACAAAAAUGAAAAAAACAAUAAGUCUGAGCUAACGAGGUUUAGGCAGACUUUGCCAAUUACAAAAGGAGGAGAAUAUAAGAAAAAGAUGUUUGAUAAAGAAAGGAAAGUAAAUGUCGUAAACAAACCAUCAGCAACAGGAAGUUCAGAUGAACCAACAAAGAGAAUAGUCUGUUUUAGAGAGGAAAUGAAAGUAGGGGAGAGCAUAAUCCGUUCUGCUGCACUUGGCUACCCCGAUGGAAAAGUAUGCUUUAGGGGCAACGUUGUUCGCCCUUCUGAUGGGAAUGGCACGUGUUCUGCCGCUCCUAUGUGA